Messenger RNA from Drosophila busckii, 718 nucleotides. RefSeq names its product N-alpha-acetyltransferase daf-31 (gene vnc). Gene Ontology annotation, cellular component: NatA complex. Gene Ontology annotation, biological process: N-terminal peptidyl-glutamic acid acetylation. The record is from RefSeq and is a predicted model, not a curated record. Lineage: Eukaryota; Metazoa; Arthropoda; Insecta; Diptera; Drosophilidae. Gene Ontology annotation, molecular function: protein N-terminal-serine acetyltransferase activity; protein-N-terminal-glutamate acetyltransferase activity. Bases 20 to 604 code for a protein of 194 amino acids. The transcript has a single exon.
ACUAUAAUUAUACGCCAAGAUGAACAUACGCUGCGCCAAGCCCGAAGACCUCAUGACCAUGCAGCACUGCAACCUUUUGUGCCUGCCAGAGAACUAUCAAAUGAAAUACUAUUUUUACCAUGGACUCACGUGGCCCCAGCUUAGCUAUGUGGCUGUUGACGACAAGGGCGGCAUUGUCGGCUACGUGCUGGCCAAGAUGGAGGAGCCAGAGCCCGGCGAGGAGAGCAAUCACGGACACAUUACCUCACUGGCGGUCAAGCGUUCCUAUCGCCGUCUCGGCCUCGCACAAAAGCUAAUGAACCAAGCCUCGCAGGCCAUGGUGGAGUGCUUCAAGGCUCAGUAUGUCUCGCUCCACGUGCGUAAGAGCAAUCGUGCUGCUCUUAACCUCUACACCAACUCGCUUAAGUUCAAGAUCAUUGAGGUGGAGCCCAAGUACUAUGCGGAUGGCGAGGAUGCCUAUGCCAUGCGUCGUGAUCUUGGCGAAUUCGCUGACGACGACAAAGCGAAGUGUGAUGAGUCUGAUGCAGCGGGUAAUAAUAAGAAUAUAUAUAGAGGCACCUCUGGCGCGCACAAUCAUAGUGGUCAUGAUGGUCAUUGCUGUUGAAACGUGCAGGUUUAUUUGCGAAAUAGAAACGCAGGCGGAUGCGUUAAAUAGUUUUGCAUUUUUAUGCGUUAGAUUUUGUAAUUAAUGAACACAUAAAACGUAAUUAAAAUUAAA